AUGGCUACCGAUGUCUUUCAGAUCGUUCCGGAGCCGGCAUUCGAUGUGAGCGCUCCUGUGAGGCGAGGCGGGAGGACGAAACGUACGUAUCGUUGUCGCCAUUGCGCGCGCAUCUUCAAGCGCAGCGAGCAUUGCGCGAGGCAUGAGAGGGUCCAUACGCAGGAGAAGCCGUUCCCUUGUGCGUUUUGUGACCGGAGAUAUGCGAGAAAAGACCUGGUCAAGAGGCAUGAGCGCACGCUCCACGCUGAAGAAUACCGUAAAGCACAUCCGGAAGAGUUCGGAGCGAGCUCGAUUCACGAGAACAGCGUGUCUGGUGAGGACGAAUAUACUGCGUCUUCCAACGCCACCCAGCGUCCUGUGUCGCCGCUGACACCUCCUACUGAUAUCAAUCCCAACCACGCAAACGACCUCCCGGGACUCAGUCACGUCAUCAAUAUUGACCCAGAUUUCGCACACGCUGUGCAGACCCCUUCGGGAUUCUCGCCACCUCUGUCUGCAAAUGAGGAGUCACGCGGCUUGCUGGAUCAUUCAUUGGGCAAUCCAGCCACCCCGGCCUGUUUUCCGCUCGAUAUAGGUUUGCAGUCCACCCAGAUAGCCACGCUGUCUACCCCGUACGCAUUUGAAUUAGGAGAAGUCGGUUUCGGAUCACCCCACAAGCGACGGCGAAUUGAAAUAGAUCCACGGUUGAUGACAGAUCCGGCGCCUGUGGAAGUUUCGAUGCAUCACCCACCAGCGUACUCUUCGGCCAAUGUUACCUGUACCGAUGCUAUAGACCCAGCUCUAAAUGAUGUUCAUUUUUCCCAAGCAUCGGAUCGGCGACAGUCCUUCGAAUGCGACGUUCCCCCAGUGCCGUUUUGGGACAUAUCGGCCCAUUGUUCAGCGUUUUUCGAGACAGAUAUCUCUGCUGCAAUCAGAUCAGGGCACAAUACGCAAACCCAAGGGGUCGCGCCCCAGGUGCGAAGAGAAAGGUACCCCAAACCGCCGGAAUUCAGGUUUGACGAAGAGAUCUACGCCAAAGUCUGCGAGGACGCCAGAUCAAGAAUGGAAUCGGGCCAACUCUCUGAAGCACUCCUGCCUACGGUGAACGAUCUCGAUCGCUUCUUUUCAGGCUAUUUAGAGUGUUUCCACCCUCACUUUCCCAUCAUCCACUUACCCUCCCUUGAUUUGAGGGAAACGCCAAGUCCGUUGAUAUUCGCCAUGUGCAGUAUCGGAGCACAGUACCGUCUUUCCAGGCAGAAGGCCAAGAAUCUGUUCGCUCUUGCUGGCACUAUGAGCUCUUAUGCUCUCCGUGCAGGGUUGCCAAUCCUUUGUGGGACUCCAAAGCCGGUUGCUCUAUGGAUCAUGCAGACACGAGUACUGCUUUCGCUGUGUGGAAUGUUCAGCGGGAAAACCAGCGUUGUUUUACGGACGGUGGAGAAUCUCGGUCUAUUUGCGAUCGACUACCGGCUACGGACAUCGCUCUUGACUCACACUUCCGACGGGCAUCUUGCGUGGGAGCCAUGGGUCAGUCGAGAGUCGAGCAAGCGGCUACUCUGCGGGAUGUUCAUCGUGUCUAACCUCAUAUCAACAACCUUUGGAAUAACUCCUGGAUUCUCCCAUAUCCACGACUUAGAAUUCGAGGUCCUCGAUGAGGAGAGGCUCUGGAAUGCUCGAACCGCGCAGGAGUGGAUAGACCUGAGAGGAUCGAACGUACUUGGAAAACGGCCCACCGUUCGUGAAACCUUGUCCUAUGUGGUUUCCGACGAGCGAAGUCGCAACGGCAGCCCACCAGAAGAAAUAUCCGGCCUCACUAUGCUUCUGAUAAUGCACGCCGUCAAUAUUCACAUGGGGAGCUUGCGGCAGGUAAUGAGUCUCUCUGGAGGCAUGAACUCAGAGCACUCGCCGCUUCCAACAGUUCAUUCCAUACUCUUGGAAGACGCAUUUUCUACCCUCGCGAAAUGCCACGAAAUCAUCAGCAACACACGAGAAAAUGGAGAUCAAACGGCAACAUGGACUGAAGCCGAAGGCCCACUUAUGUUCAACUGCCAAGGCCUCCUGUUGAUGUCCUUCAUGAGACUCUUCUCAGAUACUAGCGCGUUUAACCGGCUAGCAUUGCUCUCCGAUAACUCGGAUGAUAUUGCAUCUGCCGUUCGAUCGUAUACGGAAGCACCACAGUGGCGGAGCCCAAACUUGACGAAGGUAGUCAGGAAAGCGUACGAAAGGCUGCUAGCGACCGUGCGCAUCGGACAUCUGCUACUUAGGAAGACCGCAGCACUGAGUUGGAGCCUUGAGCACGCUGUUGCCGGAUGGGAUGCAACAUUACUCCUCACCAAGUGGAUUCAUACUAUGGAAACGGAUACGCUUGUUGACCCGCCAGAUGUCGAAGAGCUGGAGAUCCUCGAUGGGCUGAAACAGCUCCUAGCGGAAACAGACUCUGAAUAUGGUGGCAAUUCUCUCGCUGCCGCUGUCGCCCAUUUCUGCUCGACUACUCUGAACGAUGUCUGGGUUUGGGGUGUUACACCGAAGAUGGGAAAUCUUCUCCAGCAGCUGGCACUUGCGUACGAAGAGCGGCAUCAAACUCUGCAACUGGGGCCCUUCGGAUACGUCGUCAAUUAA
Messenger RNA from Trematosphaeria pertusa, 2595 nucleotides. RefSeq lists its product as uncharacterized. Gene Ontology annotation, cellular component: chromatin. The transcript is spliced from 5 exons. Bases 1 to 2595 code for a protein of 864 amino acids. NCBI's taxonomy places the organism in Eukaryota, Fungi, Ascomycota, Dothideomycetes, Pleosporales, Trematosphaeriaceae. Gene Ontology annotation, biological process: DNA-templated transcription; regulation of transcription by RNA polymerase II. The record is from RefSeq and is a predicted model, not a curated record. Gene Ontology annotation, molecular function: DNA-binding transcription factor activity, RNA polymerase II-specific; zinc ion binding; RNA polymerase II cis-regulatory region sequence-specific DNA binding.